CUGGCAGAAGAAACAGAAGAAGAGUUCAGAGAAACAACAUAAUGAGCACACAGGAAGUGGAGAAACAGGAAGUUGGAAACGAGACUCCGCCCAUCUGUGACCUUUUGGCCCUCCUGCUAAAGAACCGUCGACCCUCCAGCGCCUAUAAUGAAGUCUGGCCCAACAUCUACAUCAGUGAUGCUACGACAGCGAAAGACAAGACACUUCUAAGACAUCUAGGAGUCACUCAUGUCAUCAACGCCGCACACGGACCCGCUCACAUCGACACCGGAGCUGGUUUCUACACGGACACAAACAUAGAGUAUCACGGCGUGGAGGCACCAGACAGCAGACACUUCGACAUCGCACCAUUUUUCUACCCAACAGCCAGUUUCAUUCAUGAAGCUCUGUCACAGCAGAGAGGGGGGAAGGUCUUGGUUCAUUGUGCCAGAGGAGUGAGUCGUUCAGCGACACUAGUUCUGGCGUAUCUGAUGAUAUACGAAAAACUCACAGUCGCAGAAGCCGUCGCUGCGGUUUGUGCCCACCGGAACAUUUUACCCAACGCUGGAUUCCUUCAACAGCUCCGUCAGCUGGACUCCAACCUCAACCUGCAGAGAAGACAUGCGAUAUAUUAGUAUAAACAAAGAGGAAUCUUUAAUAACUAAUUUACAUUUAUACAUUUAGUAGACACUUUUAUCCAAAGCGACUUACAGUGCAUUCAGGCUAACAUUUUUUACCUAACAUGUGUUCCCUUGGAAUUGAACCCACAACCUUUUGCGCUGCUAACGCAAUGCAAAAACAUAAUUUAAAGGGAAUAAAUCACCCAAAAAUGAAAAUUUGCUGAAAAUGAAAUGUACUCACCACCUCAAGCCAUCCAAUAUAUGGAUGAGUUUA
Molecule: messenger RNA, 873 nt
Organism: Cyprinus carpio (common carp)
Lineage: Eukaryota; Metazoa; Chordata; Actinopteri; Cypriniformes; Cyprinidae
Product: dual specificity phosphatase 29-like
Exons: 4
Coding region: 42-614 (190 amino acids)
Biological process (GO): protein dephosphorylation; negative regulation of MAPK cascade
Cellular component (GO): cytoplasm
Molecular function (GO): MAP kinase phosphatase activity; protein tyrosine/serine/threonine phosphatase activity
Source: RefSeq, a predicted model, not a curated record